CUCGGUCCGUUUCGAGGCCCGAAUAUUCAUUGCGAUUUGGCUCGCAUACACUCGCAGCCACCGGCGAGCAGACUCCACCUUGCUUUUCCUCCACCGCCGCAUCGCCAGCUUCCUCCGCUUUUUCCCCUACUACCCGUCGGCACCCUGAUGGCCGAAGAUCCAACCAAGGCGGCGAAGGAGGUGUACUCCGUGUGGGCCCUUCCGCCGGAUGACGUCAGGGACCGGAUCAAGCGCAUCAUGGCUGCCCUCCGCUCCGAGUUCGGCGGCCCUGCGUUCGAGCCCCACAUCACCGUCGUCGGCGCCAUCUCCCUCGCCCCCGACGAUGCCCUCUGCAGGUUCCGAUCCGCCUGCGCCGCUCUCUCUCGUUACCCUGCCCGUGUCUCCGCCGCCGCCCGCGGCACCUUCUUCUACCAGUGCGUCUUUCUCCUCGUCGACCCUACCCCCGAGGUGGUCGCGACCAAAUCCCACUCCUGCAUCCACUUCAGAUACGAGAAUUCAACGCCGUAUAUGCCGCAUUUGAGUCUCUUGUACGCGGAUCUGCCGGACGAGGUGAAGGAGAAGGCUCGGUUGAGGGUGGAAGAGCUGGACAAGGAGAUCACCGGCAUCAACUUCGAGGUCGCAGCGCUCGCGCUCUACAGGACGGACACGGAAGACAAGAGCUUGGAAUCGUGGGAGCCAGUGGAGGUCUACCAGCUGCCCCCAAAUCCCAAGUAAACUCCUCCGUUCCAUUUCACUCAUAAACGGUUCUUAGUAUGCAUACAAUCUGCUCGACCAAUGGCCACAAUGAACUGCAAUAAGCUUUUGAAUACUUUCUGCAAUGCUUCUACCCAAAAUACUUAUUUGUUACUGAAUUUCUAAAUCUGUUUGGCGAUAACAAUGCUAUAAAAUUGCAAUCUAUAAAUCUGUUUGGGUCACAAUAAA
This is a messenger RNA of Zingiber officinale, 921 nucleotides long. Its product is annotated as cyclic phosphodiesterase-like. Bases 148 to 714 code for a protein of 188 amino acids. NCBI's taxonomy places the organism in Eukaryota, Viridiplantae, Streptophyta, Magnoliopsida, Zingiberales, Zingiberaceae. Gene Ontology annotation, molecular function: 2',3'-cyclic-nucleotide 3'-phosphodiesterase activity. The record is from RefSeq and is a predicted model, not a curated record. The transcript is spliced from 3 exons. Gene Ontology annotation, biological process: cyclic nucleotide metabolic process.